Nannospalax galili (Upper Galilee mountains blind mole rat) is the source of this 1430-nucleotide messenger RNA. It is a transcript of the gene Ccdc122, whose product is annotated as coiled-coil domain containing 122. Bases 179 to 1006 code for a protein of 275 amino acids. NCBI's taxonomy places the organism in Eukaryota, Metazoa, Chordata, Mammalia, Rodentia, Spalacidae. The record is from RefSeq and is a predicted model, not a curated record. The transcript has 6 exons.
CGGCAGUUCCGGGUCUGCGUCGCCGCGCCGAGGCCGGAGCAAGCGGGGCUGUGGUGCUGGCGGCGGGACGGGGUCUGACUAGGGGCCUGGCCAGGCCUGGCGGGUUCUGACCGAGCAGCGGGCGCGAGGAAUAAAGAAGGUGAACUAAACCAGGGGAAAGAACUAGUAGACAAAGAGAAUGUCAGGGGACAAAGAAGGGAAGAAUGAAGACAUUUCUAAAGAAGCUAUGAGCAAAGAAGACAAGUCUUCAUUAACUGAUGCUGUGGAGCAAGUUGCCAAACAACAACAGUUGCAAAGAUCAGAACUAGAGAAGCAUAAAAAAGUUCUGUUCCAUUUGCAGAUUGAACUUCAUGAACUUGAAAAACAAAGAGCAGCUGUUGCUACAGAAGCUAAAGAAACAGAGAAGCAAAUUUAUCAGCAAGAUGCUGACAUGGAGAAUUCCAGACAUCAGUGUGGACUCCUGGAAGCUCAAAUUAAGUCCUUAUAUUCAGAAAGUAUAAAGCUUAAAUAUGACACAGAAGUAGCCCAAGAAGAAUUUGAGGAACAAAUGAUGAAAUAUAAUGCAUAUUAUGCAAAAAUAAAAGCAUAUAAAGAUAGUUUAGAGGAGAUAGAAAGCAAAUGUUCAUUAAUGACUGAACUCUAUGAAAAACGAGAUCUCAUAAAACAACUAAAGACAAUGAAAGAGAAAUUUAAACAAGAUCUCCAAAAUCCACAAGAGGAUCAAACAACACGAAUACAGGAAGACAUUUCAAAGCUAAAGAAUAAAAUUAUAACAGCAAAAGAAUCUAUCGUUGAGAAAACUUAUUUUCUUGAAGAAGAGAAAAAGACACAUGAAAAAUUAAGAAAAGGAAUAGAGGUACAGCAUAAGAGAUAUGAUGCAAUUCUUAAGCGCUUGCAUUGUCAGGUGAGCAAGCUUCGGUUAAAAAGAAGUAGAUUGCAGUCGAACAUCCAGCAACUGGAAGAAACUGUGGCUGAGCUAAAAAGGCGUAUCAAAAUGAAAAAAUAAUGUGAAAUACAGAGCAGACCAACAACAUUAUGGAACAGAAUACAUGAAAAACCUUUGAUCUCUUAACAACCAGCCCCCAACAACAGAAGCCUGUAUUAAUAACAGAUUUUGUCCUCUUCUUUCCUUCCUCAGUCCCUGUCUUCCUCCCUCCUCCCUACUUCCUCCUCCUCCUCUUCCUCUUCCUUCUUUUUUGGAUCAGUUAUAUAUUGGUUAAAGUACCUUCCAGUCAUACAGUGACUAGCACCAGGUAGACAAUAACAAUGCUUACAGGAGGCUAGUUGAAAAGUGUAUAUGAGUAUUUCGAUUAUUGCAUUAUACUCAUAAAUGCCUGUUUAUAACAAUGUGGAAUUCACUACUAUACAAAGUAGCAAUUUAGAAGAGAAGAAACAAUUGGAUUUUCAAUGACUUCAUGUUGAUAUUAAAA